Messenger RNA from Punica granatum (pomegranate), 648 nucleotides. Lineage: Eukaryota; Viridiplantae; Streptophyta; Magnoliopsida; Myrtales; Lythraceae. The record is from RefSeq and is a predicted model, not a curated record.
AUGUGUAGAGGACUUGUUGGACGGUUGAGAAUAUUGGAUAAAUGCGGAACCCUUCAAGAGAUCCUGUCACAGAUGAAGGAAAGCACUUCGGAACUGGAAUCAUCUCUUCGGAGGAGAGGGUCUUGUGUCAUCGGGAUAGUGGGGUUUGUUAUUCAAUCUUUUGUUGCUGGGAUAGUGGGGUUUCUUAUUCAGUCUUUUGUUACUGUAAGCCUUUACAAAAGGCCUUCGUCUGCAGCAAAUAAGAUUAGGCUUGAGAGACAAAACAUUCUACGCCAAGACUCAGAGGAGGAAGCUGCUCUUAGUAUACUGAAAGAGGUCGAAAUGAUGAGCAUCGACUCAGUGUUCAAGUCCCUCUUGUGUUUCUUAUGGAGGCCGGGGGCGAGAUCCAACAACCGGUCUUUCGUUUCAAAAGUGUUGUCCUCCAAGCAAGUAUUGGGCAAGGGUGCUCCUGAAGUGGAAGACCUGGAUGUCGAAUUGCUUGUUCUGAAGCGUGUAAAGAAAGCAAUAUCCAAAGAAGUGGAGUUAUUAGAGUCGAGCAUCCAAGAAAUAGAGGAAGUUUGUGGAUGCUUCUGGAGAGCUCCAAUGAAAAUUAACGAGAGUUUUCCUUGUCAACAUCAUCAGUUACUGAGACAGUUUUGUAGCUUGUAG